AUGGCUGCAGGUGGUCCUGGACAACAGUCCAGUUUUGCAUCGCGAUCAGGCCUGCCGACCUUUGGUAAUUUUGGAAGCGCACUCCUAGAACGAGGUAAUCCAGGCUUACGAAAGUCGACUCCGGACUCUGAAGCUUUGGCUUCUUCAGACGAAGAAGUCGAACAGUCACGAUUACGUUCUGCGGCGCAGCGAAAACCCAACGUGAAUCGGAGAUCUUCACUCCUCAUGGAUCAAAAUAAUAACAACGAACCUCGACGCUUGUCCUUUGCGAAUGUCUCUCAUAGUCCUGCGGUCGGUUCACAACCAAACACGCCUGGUGCGUCACAUGAAACUUGGUCUGCCAUAUCUCCCGGUGCAGGUGCGUGGAGUUCAAGCUCAGCCUAUCCGUUUGGCACGAAUAUAUGGGGUGCGAACUCUCGAGAUCUGCCUACAAGACUCCAAGAAGUUCGUCAAGACAAUACCGAAAAUCGACUUUCGUAUCACUCCCCGUCCCAGCCGAAUCCUUCUGUCCACAGAUCAAUGUCCUUUAGUGUAGGACAGACUGAAUACGAACCUUCACAAUCCACAAUGGAUGCUUUCUCUCGCCCACCUCAUGGGUUAAACCGCCGCAGCUCAAGACCAGGCACUUUAGGAUACGAUUAUGGAGGUCUUGCGAGGGUCAAUGAGAGUGAAGACAACGAGCCUCCGCCCACUCAUAAUCCACAAUUUGGGCCAGCAACUCGCACUUCAACACGUACAAUGUCGAACAAUUCCAACUACACAACCUCCUCUGCUUUUCGUGGCACGCGACUUCGCAAUCCGGCUCUGGAAGGUGCGGAAGUCGCGAUCGAAGAUGUGGACGAACCGACGCAGCUACGACAACCAAUUCGUGGAGCUCCCUCACGUCGCUUGAGCGACUUUCAAUCGGCAUUACCUACAAGACAGUCAGCUGCGUCAAACCUUUCAAUCAUGAAUCUUGGGAACGCAAGAAACACACCUCACUGGUCCUCUAAUCUCGACUUCGGUCAACUGGACACUAUUCCGCAAAGCCGUCGUCAUUCCUUUGCAGAUGUGCCUACCCGUCGUGGAUCGAUGGGAUCAAACGAUAUGCUGACUCGUCGUGAAGAAGAAGACAAUCAAAGCGCAAGCUACGAUGCCAGCUCUCAGAACCUAUCCCAGGACAACGAGCGCAGUCUUCGGAGUCCCGAGCCCUUACGGAAUCUUAACGAGUUCUUCGAGUAUCGGGGCUUUCCAAGGACCAAAUCCAAUGCCGCUGAGGGUACAGGACUCUCUGUCAAAGAGGGUAACCUAGUAAUAGUGGAAGCGGAUCGUGGUACAGACAUGGGCUGUGUGCAGCACUCUCAUGUAUCCUGGGAGGCGGCUCGAAAGUACAAAGCUAGAUAUGCAGAACAACAUUUUGGAUGGUUGAUGAUGUUCUCACAGCAGACACGAUCAGGUGGACCGAAUUUAUUCAAUCCUAAUGCAGUGACCCCAGGACGACAUGGUGCAGGCUCGCAGGGUACCGCUGUCAGAGACAGUGACUUGAAGCCGAAAAUGAUCAAACGACUCGCUCAAACACACGAAAUCCAAGCACUCCAAGAGAAAGAAGGCAACGAAGCCAAAGCGAAACGCGUGUGUCAGCAAAAGGUGGCGGAGCACAACCUUAAUAUGGAGAUCCUGGAUGCCGAGUUCCAGAUGGAUGGAAAGAAGCUGACAUUCUACUUCUUCUCAACCGAGUAUAUCAACUUCAACUCACUUGUGACGGAUCUGUUCAAGAUGUACAAGACGAGAAUUUGGAUGUCCGCCAUCAAUCCAGCAUCCUUUCAAAGUCCCGUAUCAUCCCUGGGCUUGACGCCUAUCCAACCUGGUACAAGUCUGAGCCUCUCGAGUACUCCAGCAGCUGGUGGUUCUUACGAUGAUGGGCGAGUCGAUCCUAGAUAUAUGCAGCACACAGCACAAAUGACGGCACAGCGAGGGAUGCCGCCACUGUAUUAUGGCGGAUAUGGCCAGCCUCCACAAUUGAGCGAGUAUGCCAGCUUCUCUCCGAACUACCAGCAACCCACUACGGACCCCUUCUCCAACUACAACACGAAUACCAAUUACGGUUCCUUCCAGUCGAGACCUCAAAAUCUUCCCGUCAAUCGUGGUGCAGGAGGCAGAAAUUCCCAGACAGGAUUUACUUCGCCAUCGACCGAUGCGUUGCCUGGCCAGUUCGGCUCGAUGUCGCUGACAAGGUGA
This is a messenger RNA of Lithohypha guttulata, 2217 nucleotides long. RefSeq lists its product as uncharacterized. Bases 1 to 2217 code for a protein of 738 amino acids. The record is from RefSeq and is a predicted model, not a curated record. Gene Ontology annotation, cellular component: cytoplasm. NCBI's taxonomy places the organism in Eukaryota, Fungi, Ascomycota, Eurotiomycetes, Chaetothyriales, Trichomeriaceae. The transcript is spliced from 4 exons.